This is a messenger RNA of Williopsis jadinii, 675 nucleotides long. RefSeq lists its product as uncharacterized. NCBI's taxonomy places the organism in Eukaryota, Fungi, Ascomycota, Saccharomycetes, Phaffomycetales, Wickerhamomycetaceae. The record is from RefSeq and is a predicted model, not a curated record. The transcript has a single exon. The coding region runs from base 1 to 675 and encodes 224 amino acids.
AUGAGCGUACUUCCAUCGUAUGAGGACUCGAUCAAAGUGCAGCAGCCACCGAGCUACGCUACAAUAGCAACUUCUUCAUGUGAGUGCCCGGUCAGAAGCAUGUAUCACACGGACCCGUUAAAUCUUGUGAUCCUUGGUGAUGAGCAAAACGACACUGUGGAUCCUCUCACUAUGAGCUUUGGCGACUACGUGGUGAGGACCGAGGAGGACAUUUACGACUCCUUUGUCGCUCUACGGAUCAUCAUGGAGGAUAAGAUCAAGCAGAUUGAUCGGAACAUUGAGUUUGUCCAGAAGAGGAUCAUCUCGAGAUCGAGAAACUACUACAUUGACUGUCUAAGACUCAACACGUGUGAAGCAUUCGUCAGAAUACGGAACAGGAUUAUGCUGGAGCUACGUCAAUUACAACAACUCUUCACGCUCAUUGCACAUCACAACGAACUAUACGCACAGGUCAGUUCACAAGUCUGUGAACUGUGCCCACUAAGCGACGUUAAGCCACAGUCCGCAUGCCAUAACAAACUGCUCUUCAGAGCACAGGUGGUUAAGAACCUGGAGAUCUUACAGGAGAGGGUGAACAAAUUUGCCAGCUGUGAUGACGUGGGCUUUGUGCUGAAGGAGAGGGCCAAGGUGUAUAACGAUGCGAGGGAUUUCGUUAGAAGACAAACCCAAAGUUGA